This is a messenger RNA of Mercenaria mercenaria, 1990 nucleotides long. Its product is annotated as flavin-containing monooxygenase 5-like. Bases 150 to 1742 code for a protein of 530 amino acids. The record is from RefSeq and is a predicted model, not a curated record. Gene Ontology annotation, molecular function: N,N-dimethylaniline monooxygenase activity; NADP binding; flavin adenine dinucleotide binding. Lineage: Eukaryota; Metazoa; Mollusca; Bivalvia; Venerida; Veneridae. The transcript has 5 exons.
AUAUGCAAAAGCAUGUCCUAGUAACUAAAAGACCAUCAUUUUGAUUUUGGACAAAAGUCGUGUCAUCUUUACAUACAUUAUUCAUUUGCAAACAUAAAAACAAAAGAAUAUAACGGUGUGUUUUUACGUGCAAAUAUUUACAAAUAAAAAUGAAACGAGUUGCUGUUAUCGGUGCAGGAGCUAGUGGGUUGACUGCUAUAAAAUGCUGUCUUGACGAGGGUCUCGAACCUGUGUGCUUCGAGAGAACAAACUAUAUAAGCGGAUUAUGGCACUACACAGAUGAAGUGGAAGACGGUCAGGCAUGUGUGAUGAAAUCUACGGUGAUCAACACAUCCAAAGAGAUGAUGUGCUACAGUGACUUUCCUAUACCUGAGAACUUUCCCAUUUAUAUGCAUAAUAAAUACGUGGACAAGUAUUUCCACAUGUACGCGGACAAAUUUGGUCUCAAGAAGUGCAUAAACUUUAAUACAGAGGUCGUUUCGGUUGCACCAGCCAGCAGCUUUAAAAUCAACGGUACAUGGGAAGUUGUAACCAGGGAAAUGACAUCAAAAAACAUGGAAACAAAUAUAUUUGAUGGAGUUCUUGUGUGUACUGGUCAUCAUGCAGAAAAAAAUAUGCCAGAUUUCCCUGGUUUAGACAGGUACAAAGGCUAUGUGACGCAUACCCACGAUUACAAGGAUUACCGUGGUUACGAGGACAAAAGGGUUUUGAUCAUUGGAAUUGGAAACUCUGGUGGAGAUGUUGCUACAGAAUUAAGUCGAAUAUCUGCACAAGUGUACCUGAGUACACGGUCUGGUACUUGGCUUUUCAAUCGUGUCAGUGAUAAGGGCAAUCCGGGUGAUAUGGCUCGUAACAGGCGGGCAAGGAGAGACUUUUUCGGAAUAUUUCCAUCGUUAGCGUUGAAACUUUUCGUACAAAAGUUAAACAGCAGGUUUGACCAUAAGAAGUAUUGUUUGCAACCAAAACAUAGUCCUUUGUCAGCUCAUCCUACAGUUAACGACGAACUCCCAAACAGAAUAGUUUCUGGUGGUGUUAUUAUCAAAGCUAACGUAGAGAGGUUUACAGAAACUGGUGCAAUAUUUGAAGAUGGUACUAAAGUUGACAAUCUGGACGCCGUAGUAUUUGCCACUGGUUAUAUAUUUGGAUUUCCAUUCCUAGAUAAAAGCGUGGCCGAUGUCAAAGACAACAAAGUGAAUCUGUACAAGUACAUGUUUUCCCCGGACCUUGCGAAGCAUACACUUGCGAUAAUAGGAUGCUUCCAACCGCUUGGUGCCAUAAUGCCAUUGAGUGAACUACAGUGCCGUUUGGCUACUCGUGUAUUCAAGGGUCUGGUCGUGUUACCGGACAAGGAGGAGAUGUGGAAAGACAUCAGAGAAAAACAACGAGCAAUGGCUCUUAGAUACAAAAUAUCACAACGUCACACAAUACAAGUUGAUUUUAUACCAUUCAUGGAUGAACUUGCAGAAAUAAUAGGAUGCAAACCAAACUUUAGCAAACUUCUACUGGGAGACCCUAAACUUGCUAUUGAAUGUUAUUUUGGACCCUGCACGCCUUACCAGUUCCGGCUUAUGGGGCCAGGAGUUUGGAAAGGAGCUAGGGAAGCAAUAAUGACACAAUGGGACCGGACGUACCAACCCUUAAAAACAAGGUUAUGUGAAAGGCGACCAGAAAAGGGCAGUGUGACAUUAAAAAUGGCGAUGCUUAUAAUGAUGGCCGUGAUGUUGAUAUGCUUAUUUAUUUGAACGGCAAACAAUAUAAGAAUAAAAGCUGGUUUAUCAAAAAUAAUAAUCAGAAAAAAGUGUCAAACAUUUACGAAAAAGAUAUCAGGAAGCUUAACAACUGGUGUGCCAAACCUAUGUAUGUCUGUACGAAUGCACGCGGGGGAGCAUGCUGUAUCCAAUGUUUUUCUCCGUCUUUGAUUUCACGUAAAUGUAACAAUAUGUGUGACAUAAAGUACAAGAAUACAAAAAUGACGCUCUGUGUUUAAUUG